Entelurus aequoreus (snake pipefish) is the source of this 6539-nucleotide messenger RNA. It is a transcript of the gene srrd, whose product is annotated as SRR1 domain containing. The record is from RefSeq and is a predicted model, not a curated record. Gene Ontology annotation, cellular component: cytoplasm; nucleus. The transcript has 6 exons. Bases 156 to 1025 code for a protein of 289 amino acids. Gene Ontology annotation, biological process: microtubule-based process. Lineage: Eukaryota; Metazoa; Chordata; Actinopteri; Syngnathiformes; Syngnathidae.
AAAUAAUGCCAAAGUCAUAACAACACCGGAAGUAGAAGAACUGUGCCACACGUAAAGAAUUCCGAUGCAUCAUACAGUUGCUAAACAACAACAGCAAAGAGCUGUUUUAAAAUAUAUAUUCCUCACAUUUUUGUAUUCUAAUUAAAUUAAUCCAGAUGUCUGACACAAGGGGUGAGUGGCAGGUCGCACGCCGACGAAAAGGUGCGUCCAAAAGUUUAAAGAGUUUACGUGUGUCUCCAACAUGCUGUCAAACCCCGUUGGAUGUCGGUAAAACUAUCAAGCGGAUCAAAGAAACCGUGGCUGAACUCAAAUGUGAAGAAGUUUGGAAAGAAUGGAAAGAUCAGAUCCUACCAUCUUUGAACCACAAGAACAAUAAGGAUUCAGCGGAAAUAUUCCACGAGAGUUUGGAUGACAAAAUAAGUCCACUUCAAUGUGUGUGUUAUGGCUUGGGCACCUUUUCCUCGUGUGUGUCUGCACGCUACCAGCUGGCCAUGAUGCUCUUGCUCCUGGAUGCAGGAAAGAUUCUACUCAAAGACUGUUUUGUUUUUGAUCCAGCUUUCUCCCCUGGAGAAAAAGAUGUCCUGAGAGCAUUGGGUCUGACUGUUCUCACAGAAAAUGAGGAGGGGAAGCGACUGGCCACCAGACCUACCCUCUUUUACCUGAUGCAUUGUGGGAAAGCCUUGUACAACAACCUGCUGUGGAAGAACUGGAGUGCACAAUGUUUGCCCCUCUUGAUGAUAAUAGGAAACAGCUUUAGCAGCAUGAGAGAGAGGAUGCUUGAGAGAGAAUUUCAGAGGGACUACAGAUACAUCAGCCAGGCAGUGACUGUAUGUGAGGACAGACCGCUAACCUGUCCAUCUCGUCUUUUGGACGUCUUCGGUGACACUGCACUCAUCACUUUUAAGUCUAGCGCCCUUAUCGGUCUGCCACAGUCUACUUGGACAGAGACGCCUGAACCAUUAUAUCAGCACUGCCCGGAUUUGGAGAUAAUACAGAACGAACCCAUAAAAACGACUGACAGUUAAGGGUGGCAUUUUUUUCUUUUAAUAUGGUGGACACAAAGCACUGCUGGAUAGAUAGAUGCACCAGAGCAGCAAUGUGAUAACCAUGGACAUUUAGAGAAGCAGUAUCUUUUUUUUUUUUUUAAACCUACCCAAAAUAAUGAAUUAAAUAAAGGAAAAAAGUGCUUAAGCAAAAUAGGUUUAUCUGUGCUACAGUAGUUCUAAUAAUAGGCACAACAGUGACCAGUGUUUUUAUUGUUUGUGACUACACUCUAGUAUUCAUGUUAGAACGAUUCACAAGCCUGCAGCUAGGUGGCAGCAUUGCUCAGUCUAACUAACAUGCUCCCUGUUCUACUCAGUAGAAGUAGUAAGUACACAGCAGAAAAACAAAAAACAAAUGAUGAUAACCAGAAUAAAACGAAGCAUACAUAGCCUUUGGAUUCACUAGUGUGAAGUUUCCCCCCACAACUCCUCCCCGCACCCUACCUUGUCCAAAUCUCCCCAAACUUGUCCUAAUUGUUGAUUGAUUGAUUGAGACUUUUAUUAGUAGAUUGCACAGUGAAGUACAUAUUUCGUACCAUUGACCACUAAAUAGUAACACCCGAAUAAGUUUUUCAACUUGUUUAAGUCGGGGUCCACUUAAAUUGAUUCAUGAUACAGAUAUAUACUAUCAGAUAUAUACUAUCAUCAUAAUACAGUCAUCACACAAGAUAAUCAUCAGAGUAUAUACAUUGAAUUAUUUACAUUAUUUACAAUCCGGGGUGUGGGAUGUGGAGGAGUGGAGGGUUAGGUUUGGUUGUUAUCAUCACUUCAGUCAUCAACAAUUGUAUCAUCAGAGAAAUGUACAUUGAAACAGUGUAGGUCUGACUUGGUAGGAUAAGUACAGUAAGUAGUGGACAUAGAGAGAGAGAGAGAGAGAGAUCAGAAAGUAUAAGAAAAAAUAUCUACAUUUGAUUAUUAACAAACCGGGGAGGGUGUUAAUUUAGGGUUGUAGCUGCCUGGAGGUGUACUUUUAGUGCGGUUUUGAAGGAGGAUAGAGAUGCCCUUUCUUUUACACCUGUUGGGAGCGCAUUCCAUAUUGAUGUGGCAUAGAAAGAGAAUGAGUUAAGACCUUUGUUAGAUCGGAAUCUGGGUUUAACGUGGUUAGUGGAGCUCCCCCUGGUGUUGUGGUUAUGGCGGUCAUUUACGUUAAGGAAGUAGUUUGACAUGUACUUCGGUAUCAGGAAAGUGUAGCGGAUUUUAUAGACGAGGCUCAGUGCAAGUUGUUUUACUCUGUCCUCCACCCUGAGCCAGCCCACUUUAGUGGGUAGGAGUGAGGUGUGAUCUGGGGUGGAGGUCUAGAAGUAAUCUGACUAUCUUGUUCUGGGAUGUUUGGAGUCUAGAUUUGAGGGUUUGGAGGUGCCAGGUACCAGGAGGUGCAUGCGUAAUCGAAAAAGGGUUGAACGAGAGUUCCCGCUAAAAUCUUCAUGGUGCUUUUGUUGACCAGAGAGGAGAUUCUAUAGAGGAAUCUCGUUCGUUGGUUGACCUUUUUGAUUACCUUGGUUGCCAUUUUAUCACAGGAAAGGUUAGCCUCUAGAAUGGAACCUAGGUAGGUGACCUCAUCUUUCCUGGUGAUAACAAUGUCACCCACUUUUAUAGUGAAGUCAUUGACUUUCUUAAGGUUGAUGUGGGACCCACACAGGAUGGAUUCCGUUUCACCCAAGUGUAUGGGUAGCUUGUUGUCAGCGAGCCAGGUGCAAGUUCUACAGAGCUCAGCACUGAGGAUUUUCUCCACCUGUGACUUGUCCUUGUCUGAUACCAGCAGGGCAAAGUCAUCCGCAAACAAGAACAAUUCACAGUCGCAUGCUGAUGACAUGUCGUUUAUGUAUAUUAGGAACAGUAAAGGCCCUAAUAUACUGCCUUGGGGGACUCCACAGCUUACUGACAGGGGGGGGGGGCACAAUGCCGUUCAACUCAACCACCUGUUCCCUCCCCUCCAAGUAAGAUUGCAUCCAGCUCGAUGAGGUUUUGUCAAAUCCGAUUGCUCUGAGCUUAUCCAACAGUAUAGCGUGGUUAACUGUGUCAAAGGCCUUCUGAAGGUCCAGCAUGACCAUGCCGCAGUAUUUGCCUGCGUCCACCUUAUGUUUGAUGUGGUUUGUGCUGCAAAAAUGUUUGUUUGUUCCGUUAGGUAUUUUAGGUUAUUAAUGUUUUAUAGUUUUUAUGUUAACGUGAAAUUAUUCAUUACCGGCCUUCUAACCAUGUCAAAAUCUCCCCAAACUUGUCCCAUUCGUUUGUGCUCCAAUUGUCUGCAAAACCCACACAUCAUAAUUUUUAAGUUACUAACAAUGAAUGAUUCAUAACCAGCUCCAUAAAACGUUGAUAACAUAAAAACUAUAGUAGACCCAAAAUAUUUGCACAAAGUCGCCAGACAAUUGGGACUCGUUUGGGUGGAUUUUGACCAAUCCACUGGUCAUGAAUCAUAAAACGUUAAUAACUUGAAAAACUAUCAUAUUUAAACCAUAGCUUUUUGCAGCACCAACGAUUGGGUCAAGUUUGAGGAGAUUUUGACUAUUAUGAAUCAUAACACGUCAAUAACAUAAAAAACAGUAAAUGUUAAUACAUUAAACGAUUAUUAGUUAGUUCAAAUAUGUUUGCAGCACAAACGAUUGGGACUGGUUUGGGGACUUUAUGUGAAGGUGGGGGAGCUGGUUAUGAAUUAUAAUUUGUUAAUAACUUUAAAACUAUAUUAGUUAGACCUAAACUUUUUCCAGCAUGAACAAUUCAAACAAGUUUGGGGAGAUUUUGACAUAGUUGGAGGGCUGGUAACGAAUAAUAACACAUUAAUACCAUAAAAAACAUAAAUAACUCAAAAAACGUAACGGCACAAACAAAAAAUUCUGCAGCACAAACGAUUGGGACAAGUUUGGGGAAAUUUGGACAAGGUGGGGGGCGGCAACUUCACACAGGUAAAUCACAAAACGUUAAUAACUUAACUAUAAUAAACCAAAAGGUUUUGCAGCACAAACCAAUGACCAAGUUUGGGGAGGUUGUGACAUAGUUGGGGUCUAGUUAUCAUUGCUAACAAAAAAACUUAGAAUGUUAAUAACUAUAAAAAAAAACUAAUAGGCCAAACAUUUUUGCAGCACAAACGAUUGGAACUGGUUUAGGGAGAUGUUGACAAGGUGCGGGGUCUGGUUAUGAAUUUUGAAACGUUAAGAACUUAAAAACUAUAAUCGGCUGGCAAAAAAAAUUUGCAGCACCCAACAGAGAAUUAAGUCUCUGGCUUGUGUCAAAAUUAAUUGAUUUAUGACCCGUGACGGUCAAAGGUCAAGUUCAAAUGAAUCAGGUAAUAAAUACGUUGAAGAAAGAACCAAACCAAACAAAAAGACAAAGUACGAUGAAUUGAGUUACAAUGUAUUCAACAAUUACACAUACACACAUUUUAAAAAAGUUUUUUUUGAGCCAUCUUCCUCUAUCGACACGCCGCUAGUAUUGUCCCCAUUCCCGCACACACAAACCAUUUAGUCAUGACAUACGGUAGCUAGAAGCACUCCAGCGUCCGUGUAUUUUACUCAUUAAACAAAUCAUCGCAGUAACAAAAUACAAAUGGAUGCUUUUUUUUUUAUUUUUUAAAUCGAAUGAAUCAAUUUAAUCGACGAAUCGUUGCAGCCCUUGAGUUUUUAAUUAUUUUUGUGUACACUCUAGUAAUCGUGUUAGAACAAUACACAAGACUGCGGCUAUGUGGUAACAACGGUCAAUAUAAUCAACAGUCUGCCUGUUCUACCCGGUAGAAGUAGUAAGUACACAGGAGCUAACAUAGGCAAAAAGAUGAAAAAGCAAAAGAAAAAAGGAGUUGUCGUCAGCAGAAAGCAAAACAAUUGACGAUAACCAGAAUGAAAAGACCCGGAAGUACGACAAAGCAUACAUAGCCUUUUGGAUUUACCAUAAAUACGGUAGGAAAUGAGGAAAGGCGGGUGUGUGUUUUAUACCAUCUACUACACUUUGUAUCAUCCUAUCUCUUUGAGAUGCCUUUUUCUUCCGUUGCCGCAAUAAAAACAGUACAGAUCUAAUCUUAAUACAGCGUUUGGUUCAGGGGAGAACACACAGAAGCGAAUACAAAAAUUAAGGGGAAGAAAUACCGCUAGUUUGACAAAAAACAGACCAAAAUAAUCUUAUUUGGUAACAGUAUAAGGAAAGUAAAACACAAAUACAAAUAGACGGAAUAGACGUUGAAAGAGGAAAUGAAAUAAAAUUGUAGACGUAAUGAUUGAUGAUAAUAUGAACCGGAAAUCUCAUAUAAAAAUAUACAACAUAAGGUGGCGAGACAUACAUCCGUAAUGAAUAAAGCAAAAUAUGUAUUGGACCAGAAAUUACUUUAUAUUCUUUACUGCUCCCUAGUCUUACCAUAUCUGAGUUGUUGGGCAGAAAUAUGGGGAAAUAACUAUAAAAGUAUGCUUUAGUUAUUAACCGUGUUACAAAAAAGAUUAAUUAGAAUAACACAUAAUGUUGGAUUUAGAGAAAACUCAAACCCAUUAUUUACUGAAUCAAAAAUAUUGAUAUUUUUUGACAUAUUAAAUUUGUAAACAACUAAAAGUAUGCACAAAGCAAACUAUAAUUUGCUACCCAAGAUCGUACAACAAUUAUUCUCAACAAAAAAGGAGAAAUAAAACUUCUAAGAAAAAUGUAACUUUAAACCUUUGUAUGCACAUACAACACUUAAAACUUUUAGCAAAUCGGUAUGUGAAAUUUAAUUAUGGAAUGGAUUAAGCAAAUAAUUUAAACAAUGUACUAAUAUGAUCCAAUUUUUUUUAAUAAAUUAAAAAAAUACAAAUAAAAAUUUAAAACUUUUUAAACUCUGUGUUUACAAAGUACAUAGAAGAAUAACCAUGAUAAACAUUCUGAAUUUAUUGAUAAUCUUAUUUAUCUCACCAUAUGAAAUGUAACUUGUAGAGUAUAUUGUGAAUACAUUGAGAACAGGAAGUGAACAAAAAUGUUAGCAAUUGCUAUGUAAUGGAAAAGGGGUAGGGUUAUAUAAGCUCUGCUUCUUUCUACUCCUUUUGGAGCAUGUUGUAAAGGGAAACUAAAAAUUGUGAAGUAUCAUGUUGUAAUUGUAAAAUUAACUCUAACCAUAAACAUAGCAAGAGUUAGGAGUUUCAAUAUCAAGUUUGAAGCCCAGAUUUAAAAGCAUGUGCAGUGCAAAAAAAAAAGGUUUACUGCAGACUAAACUAAAUACAAGCAAAGUCAUUAUUUUGAUGGCAAAUUGCAUUCAUAAUGAAUGUGAUUAUACAAAUAAAUAUGUUCCUAUAAAUUAAACACUGUUAAAAAAGUUUGAAAUAAUUAAAUUGUAAUUUGGGUUUUAUUAAAAAAUGCUCAAACUAAUGCAGUGUCUGAUUGAAAUGUUCAUGGGUCAAGCUUUUUAAAAUUGUAUUUUGGAAAAAUUAAAUGUUCAGGGAAAGUAAAUGCAAAGAUGCACAUUUAUUAUGCAGGCUAAGCUACGAUAUAGGCUAUAUUAGUGCAAAUUUUGCAGUAAACAAAAUAAAAAAUAAAAAUUACAACACU